Molecule: messenger RNA, 2684 nt
Organism: Hyla sarda
Lineage: Eukaryota; Metazoa; Chordata; Amphibia; Anura; Hylidae
Gene: DPYS
Product: dihydropyrimidinase
Exons: 10
Coding region: 26-1525 (499 amino acids)
Biological process (GO): pyrimidine nucleobase catabolic process
Cellular component (GO): cytoplasm; cytosol
Molecular function (GO): dihydropyrimidinase activity
Source: RefSeq, a predicted model, not a curated record
GGAGCUGCAGCUGACCAUAGAUACAAUGGCCUCACACAGUCAGAUCCUAAUCCGAGGGGGCAAGAUAGUCAAUGACGACUGUUCGUUUUUCGGGGACAUCUACAUUGAAGGUGGGCUGAUAAAAGAUGUUGGAAAAAACCUGAGCCCUGCGAGGUCUGAAGGGUUAAAAGUCAUAGAUGCCACAGGCAAACUGGUAUUUCCAGGGGGCAUCGAUACGCACACACACUUCCAGUUUCCAUUCAUGGGAUCGCAUACUGUCGAUGACUUCUACCAUGGAACCAGGGCUGCGGUGGCCGGAGGAACAACCAUGAUCAUUGACUUUGCCGUUCCAAGGAAAGGCUGCUCACUAAUCGAAGCGUUCGACACAUGGCGGAGCUGGGCUGACCCCAAAGUAUGCUGCGACUACUCCCUACACGUGGCGGUGACCUGGUGGAGCAAAAAGGUGAAAGACGAGAUGGUCGUCCUAGCCAGAGACAAAGGAGUCAAUUCUUUCAAGAUGUUCAUGGCCUACAAGGACCUGUACAUGGUUAAUGAUAUGGAGAUGUACCAGGCGUUCAGCUGCUGUAAGGAAAUUGGAGCCAUCGCUCAGGUGCACGCGGAGAAUGGGGAUCUGAUCGCUGAGGGGGCUAAGAAAAUGCUGUCCCUGGGGAUCACAGGACCGGAAGGCCAUGAGCUGUGUCGACCAGAGGAGGUGGAGGCAGAAGCUACGCAGAGAGCCAUCACUAUCGCCAACUCUGUCAACUGCCCGCUAUACGUGGUCCAUGUGAUGAGUAAAUCUGCUGCCAAUGUCAUUGCCAAUGCACGGAGAGAAGGCAAAGUGGUAUUUGGGGAACCCAUAGCCGCCGGCCUUGGCACUGAUGGCACACAUUAUUGGCACAAAGACUGGAGUCAUGCUGCCGGGCAUGUGAUGGGACCCCCACUGCGUCCCGAUCCAACCACCCCGAAAUAUCUAAUGCAUUUACUUGCAAAUGAUGACCUAAGUGUUACCGGGACAGAUAACUGCACAUACAACACCUGCCAGAAAGCGCUCGGUAAAGACGACUUCACCAAGAUUCCAAAUGGAGUGAACGGCGUUGAGGACCGGAUGUCUGUGGUCUGGGAGAAAGGAGUGCACAGCGGUGAUAUGGACGAGAACAGAUUCGUAGCGGUCACCAGUUCCAAUGCAGCCAGGAUUUUUAACAUGUAUCCAAGGAAAGGGAAAAUAGCUAAAGGCUCUGAUGCCGACAUUGUUAUCUGGGAUCCAGAAGCUACAAGGACUAUUUCAGCUAAAACUCAUCACCAAGCUGUCAAUUUUAACAUAUUUGAGGGAAUGGUUUGCCACGGAGUUCCUCUGGUCACCAUUGCUGGUGGAAGAGUCGUGUAUGAAAAUGGAACCCUGAACACUGUAGCCGGUCACGGCAAAUACAUCCCAAGAAAACCAUUCGCUGACUAUGUCUACAGCAGGGUUCUGAAGAGAGAUGAGGUAUGUCAACCAGUCCCGGUGCAGAGAGAACCCUACAGAGGCGAAGUUAUCCAGUUAAAAUAAAUGGCGCAUCAUUUUCAGCAGGACGAUGAAUCCAUGAUGGCUGUGAAAGCUGGAAAACCAAGCAAAACCAACUCAAAACCAGAGAACACGCGAUCAUUCCAUGACUCUCCAUUUCUUGUGCUUCUCUGCUCCGCGCUUGUCUGUUCGGUAUGUCACAUUGGUGCUCCGGAGUGGCUACUAUAUGUGAAGAUUUUAGAAAAGGCAGAACUCAAGUGUCUGUCAUAUAAAAAGAAUAUUGGCUUUUUUUAAAGGGUACCUUUCAUCAAAAAAACUUUUUAUAUAUUAUAGAUUAAUAUAUGCAGAACAUCUUUCCAAUUGCAUGCUAUAAAAAAAAUAUGCUUCUUUAUAUUACAUUUUCUACCAUGACCACUCGAGGUCUCCCUACCAGUCCUGGCCGCAAGCCCUUUUUAUAGAUUUCAGACUCAUGCUGGAAUCCUAAAUCUCAGACUGCAGCCGGGACACAGACAAGCUCAGCACUGCUCCCUACCUGUCAAUCAUACAGGCAGGAGCCAGCACUAGGCUCAUAGCACAGCAGGGCAUACUCCUGACUCUGCCUUACUGCAUGCCCUCAUUCAUUUUACUAUCUGAGCUCCGAUCUUUCUUCUCUCUGCACAUGCAGUUGGAAACAGAGAGUAGGAGAUUCAGAUCUGCCAGCUGAGCUUGUCUGUGUCCCGGCUCCAGUCUGAGAUUUAGGACUCCAGCAUGAGUGUGAAAUCUAUAAAAAGGGAUUGUGGCCAGGACUGGUAGGGAGACCUCUAGUGGUAAUUUUUUCAAAGUGGAAAAUUAAAUAGAAAAAAGCAUAUUUUUUAAUAACAAGCAAUUGGAAACAAUUCAAACAGACUGGCUAACUCCAACGCGUUUCAGGCCUUUGUGGGCCUUAGUCACGGUGUUAGCUGAGAAGUAUAAUAAAUAUCCAUCAUGCUGGAGUUCUUCCUUUUCUACUAUCUUAACGUGUUGCCCUCUUUUUCCUGUGAUCGAGCUGGAGGUACACAUGCUUCUAUAUUGUUGAUGGCUGUAACCAUUGUCAGCCAUUUUGGAACCUAUAUGUGAUUCUCUGUUUACGGAGCAUGCAUUAUAUCACAUCUUUUUGUCGAGAAGUUUUUAUUUGCUAUAACAUCCAUAUAUGUGUCACCUACCAAAUAUAUAUUGAUAUAUAUCA